This is a messenger RNA of Anisakis simplex (herring worm), 309 nucleotides long. Lineage: Eukaryota; Metazoa; Nematoda; Chromadorea; Rhabditida; Anisakidae. The record is from the annotation of a GenBank genome assembly.
AUGGAACGAAGCGUUGAUGCCAGCAAUAAUAACACCGUUCCUGCGUUAUCCUCCUCCAUCGACGAAUCGAAAUCUUCGCAUUGUGCCGUCACAAUUCGCUCGUUCUGCAAUAUCGCGAACGUAAGAGAGCCUUCGGAUGAUUACACGAUCAUACUGAAUGAAACGUUUUUCGUCGAUGAGGGUGAGACAUCGGUCUUCGAGGAAGGAACUCUGCUGUCUUUUGCAGCGGGUCGUGGAAUCGUCGUUUCUGGUCAUACUUCUUUCUGUCGAAUCUUAUGUUUGUCAAAUGUCAUUUGUGAAUCGAUUUGA